UUCCAAUGGAGACAAAAACAUUCUGUUUUUCAAAAUCUUCUACCAUCUGUGAACAGCAUGGAAAAGCACACCAUUGAUGACCAUGGUCCUACAACAACGACGGGGCAACCAAAGAGUUUCACUGGCCACUGGGAGGAUGGAGAGAAACAUACACACAAUGGACAGACAGACAAGACAUCUGGCCAGCUGCUCAAGACUUCUGCAGCACCCCCUGCAACCCCAACAAAUGAUACCAAGAGAACCUCUGAGCCUGUUGUCUCUGCUGUAGCAGCAUGCCAUAAAGUCAAAGUGGGCAGGAGCAGGAAGUUGCUCAAGCCUCGUAAGGCGUCCAAGACACAGACCCAAGCUGAGGGUGACCCAAAGAUUUCUCAAGGUGCUCUAGUGAGCAGACUAAAACCACUCACCUCAAGACGGCGGAUUUUGCCUUGCAAAGUGAUCAAAAGGACGGGACGUUCUGCUGUCCCACUCAUACAAAUCCCGUCCAAGGCAGGGAGGGGAAAAACAUGCGGUCAUCUGCAGAGAAAAAGAGUGGCAGCUUGUAACUGGGCAUCAGCAAAUAAUGGCACAUGCACACCAAUCCUCUUUCAGCCAGGAUACUCCUCAGUUCAUGCUGCGAUUUCAGAGAAAACAAAAAAUGUGCCACAGCCAAAGGAUGACAAGGCCAUCAAAAUCCCACCAGCUCUCCCGGAGCCAGCUCACCCCCUGGCCUCUCCUCAAACCACCCCCAGCACCAGCACCGCUGGGCAGCCAGAGACCACGGAGGAGCCCCUCCUGAUCCAUGGCCUGACUGUGGAGGAGUAUCAGGGCGUUUAUCAUUCCGUGGUAGAUCCCAUGCUCCUCACAGCCUCCGGCAACCCGCGGCGCUACAGCCUGGAGAUGGGACGCACCAUUAAGCAGCGCCUCUGGGAGAGGCUCUUCUGCCCUCAGCUGCACGAGGAGGUGCAGGCCGACGGCCGGGUCAAGAUUACCGAGACCUUCUGCCACCCGGCUCUGUCUCAGCACCCGCCCCUUGUGGAGCUGGACGUCUCUGAUGAGCCUGCACCAGAGCAUGCUGAAAGGAUGAGGCGACCGAGGCCAGGCACAGACAAGAGCAGGGACAAUACUUCAGAAUCCCUGAGCGACAACUUGUGAUUAGGAAUCAUAUUUCUUAUGUUAAAAUGGAGAGACUUUACCAUAGAUAUAAAAAGCUUUGCCAAUAAAUUUUA
This is a messenger RNA of Sardina pilchardus (European sardine), 1205 nucleotides long. RefSeq lists its product as uncharacterized. Lineage: Eukaryota; Metazoa; Chordata; Actinopteri; Clupeiformes; Clupeidae. Bases 58 to 1131 code for a protein of 357 amino acids. The record is from RefSeq and is a predicted model, not a curated record. The transcript is spliced from 4 exons.